This is a messenger RNA of Trichomonas vaginalis G3, 1185 nucleotides long. RefSeq names its product spectrin binding. Lineage: Eukaryota; Parabasalia; Trichomonadida; Trichomonadidae. Gene Ontology annotation, molecular function: protein binding. The record is from RefSeq and is a predicted model, not a curated record. The transcript has a single exon. The coding region runs from base 1 to 1185 and encodes 394 amino acids.
AUGGAAAAAUAUUUUCAAGAAUUUCCAAUAAUGAAAGUUAUUAUGAAUGAUGACAAGCUCGAAUUUAUUCCAUUCAUAGAAAGCGAAGAUUUUAUUGAAGAUCUGAUCAUUUUUUAUGGUCCUUAUCCUAUUCACUAUGACGAUUAUUUGACAUAUCUUGAUAUUUGCUGCUUUUAUGGUUCAGUGCAUUGCUUCAAACUUUUGAGAACUAAAUUUAACUCACAAAUUAGAACAGAAUCACUUGAACUCGCGUUUUUAGGGGGAAAUCCAGAGAUUAUCAGUGAAUGCUUAAAAGUUAUCAGACCAAACAGGCAUUGCAUGGUAAAUGCAAUCAAGUCACAUAACAUCGAUUUUGUCACAUAUUUGCGAAAUGAAUUUGAAAUUGAAAUUGGAUUAUCUACAUGUGCAUACUAUAAAAAUCUUCGUGCAUUUUUAGUAUAUUUAGAUCUAACAAAUGACAUCAACACUUGCUUUAUUUAUUCUCCACUUUUCCAAAUUCAAUCGCUAUGCGAAUAUCUUCUUUCGCAAGGUGUUGAUUUUCGUUCAAAGGAUGAAGCUCGUUCGGCCCUCUUCAGUGCAUUAAGGUCCAAUAGGUUAGAAUUUGUUAAUUUACUUAUUUCACUUGGUGCUGAUAUCAAAGCUCAAAAUAAUUAUGAUCAAACUCCGCUUGUCUCUGCAGUAGAAAGUAAUAAUAUAAAAAUUAUCGAAUUACUUAUUUCUCACGGAGCAGAAAUUAACGUGGCAAAUAAGUGGGGUAUUUAUCCAAUUCAAAAGGCAAUAGCAAGACAAAAUAAAGAAAUUGUUGAGCUAUUAAUCUCGCAUGGCGCAGAUAUUAAUGUAAAAUUUAGAAACGGCUCUUAUCCAAUUCAUGACGCUUUGUGUGAAAAAAAUAUUGAUAUAGUUAAACUUUUGAUUUCACAUGGUGCAGAUGUUAAUUUAGAAAAUGAAAGAGGAGUAGCACCCCUUUUAAUAGCCGCAAGAAAAGAUGAUAAAGAAGUGGUGGAACUUUUGAUUUCUCACGGAGCUGAUAUCAAUAAACAAAAUAUUCACGGAAACACUGUUCUUGACGAAAUAUUUUACUGGAAAUCAAAUAAAAUAAAGCAUUUCCUGAUUUCAAAAGGAGCAAUUCAUGGCGCUAAAUGGACUGAACAUAAUCGGUCUCAAGGAAAAUGUUUGCUUACAUGA